AUGUUUGCAGAUCGAGCUACUAGUGUUACCAUCAAUGUAUUUUUAUUGAGUUUCGAUUCUAUCAGUGAAACAGAAAUGGAUUAUUCCGUCGAAGUUUAUCUCACAAUGAUCUGGGUUGAUGAACGCCUUCAGUUCCAUAAUUACUCCGAGUUUCAGUGGUUGGAAGUUGGAACGAAGCUGAUGGAAUCCGUCUGGGUGCCAGAUGCCUACUUCCGGAAUGAAAAGACAGCUGCUUUCCACGAUGUCACAGUUCCUAAUAGAUAUCUACACUUGCAUCCCAAUGGCACAGUCGUUUACAGUAUGAGGUUAUCCCUUACUUUAAUCUGUAGAAUGGAUUUAUUAAAAUAUCCACUUGAUACACAAGUCUGUCCCAUGGUCAUUCAAAGUUAUGUAUAUACCACCCAAAAUGUCCAGUUUUUAUGGGAUACAAAUAAUCCUCUAACAUUUGAUAAAGAAAUGGAAUUAGAACAAGGUUUACCACAGUUUGCUAUCACCAAAGCUGUCACAGAAAAUUGCACAGCUGCUUUAGGAGAAACAACAUUUGCGUGUAUUCGAGCAAUCUUCACUUUAAGACGAGAUGUGCGGUACUAUAUCAUAAAUGUGUAUAUACCAAGUAUUUUAAUUGUGGUCUUAUCGUGGGUGUCGUUCUGGUUGGACCUGAACGCUACCCCGGCUCGGGUCUCACUGGGUGUUCUAACAGUGUUAACCCUGAACACACAUGGUUCCAGCGUACAAGCAGCCUUACCAAAGGUGUCCUAUAUCAAAGCUAUAGACGUUUGGACAGUAGCUUGUUUAAUCUUUGUGUUUGCAGCUCUUUUAGAGUUUGCGUAUGUGAACGUUUUGGCUCGUCAAGGAAGCAAGCCAAUGAAAAAUUGUUGUUAUUGUGAAAAUCUUAAUAAUAAGGUACGUACAUUUCUUUUUCUUGUCCAAUUUUCACAUCCCAUUAAUGAUCUGACAAGACUCUGUUAUAAAUCGUGUUCUGAAGAAAAUAAUAUUAUUGAAAGACCAAAAGUGAAUAAACAGAUAACAGACUGGCGAGAGCAGGCCAGAAAAUUAGAUAAAGUCUCACGAUACGCUUUUCCCAUCAGUUUUCUUACUUUUAACACGUUUUACUGGUUUAUUUAUAUUUUUGUGGAUUUAUAA
Messenger RNA from Lottia gigantea (owl limpet), 1143 nucleotides. RefSeq lists its product as hypothetical. Lineage: Eukaryota; Metazoa; Mollusca; Gastropoda; Lottiidae. Gene Ontology annotation, molecular function: transmembrane signaling receptor activity; chloride channel activity; extracellular ligand-gated monoatomic ion channel activity. Gene Ontology annotation, biological process: chemical synaptic transmission; chloride transmembrane transport; nervous system process. The record is from RefSeq and is a predicted model, not a curated record. The coding region runs from base 1 to 1143 and encodes 380 amino acids. The transcript is spliced from 6 exons. Gene Ontology annotation, cellular component: synapse; membrane; neuron projection.